CAAGUUACCGCUUUUCUUCUCCCUCCCUUCCUAUCUCCCUCCAUCUCUCUUUCUCUCUCUCCGUCUUUCGCUAACAGUGGCUGAAAAUUAUGCUGCUCUGUAAAAGCAGUUUUAGGUUUUCUUUAAGCUUUAGUUAAGCCUUGGCGUCGCCCAGAAAAACUAGGAAUGAUGAUUGUAUUGUUUGUGAUGAUUCAUCGUGAUUUAUCAGUAAUGAGAGAUGAUUAUGAAAUGCGUUAUAUACAUGAUUAAUGUAUAUCAAAUUGUAUAGAUCUGUAUAUUGUACGUAUAUAAUAAUAUAUGGACGAUCGUGGACUUUGCAUACGAACGCUAUACGAAACAAUUUAGUGGAUGUCCUCUUAGAUUAUGAAAACUGAAUUGCCAAUAAGUGUAUCUGACGAAACUCCACGUGACAUUUCGUCAUCCACUUAUCUAUAUAACAUUGAGCCAGUGAUCCCCAACUUUUCAACUGUGCAAUUUUUCAUACAUACCUUUUCAUUUUCCAUUGACAUAGAUAUCAACUAAGUGGAGCUAUUGAUACUAAUAAUUGAUAGUAAUAAUACAAAUUAUGUUAAUUGCAAAUAAUUGUAGAAACAAUUACAAAAUAUAAGUGGCAGCAAUUACUACUAAUUGGAAUAAUCAUACAUGGACACUAAUAACAAACGAAAACAGAGAAAGAGAGAGAGAGGGAAGGAGGAAGAGUGUGUGUGUAUAUAUGAGUGUGUGAACAAAUGAUAAUUUUAAGCCAUGUGCAGAAACGUGCAAGCAAAACUUGUACUUUAUCGCCCUAUUAGAUCAUAAGCAAAGUUUGCACUGUGAGAUUUGUAAUGCUCGGUAAAGUUUGGUUGCCGUCAUCGCGCGGAUAUUUACCCCGAUUAAACGUAUACUUUGAUUCUGACGUCGAGAAUUGUAGAGGGAAGAGAGGCAAGGAGAAUGUGCAGACGGGCAAGCAGACAUUCCCCGUUUUGGUGGGGCGGUAUCUCGGACUCUGGAUUUUCCUCAUGCUUGGCUCUGUCGUCAGUCUUGCGAUCGGACUCCGAGCGCUCGAAUCGUUGGUUCGGAGCUCGUCCCCCUUCCUGCCAUCAACGACCACUCAAGACCAAUCGUUUCGCGCUACAAGAUUUCAUUCUCUUCGGCCAAGUUGCAACGAUUCCUCGUUAGAUCAUCUAUCGACAAUUUUUAUCGCGUCACCGAGGCAAUUUUGGAACUGUUCGUUACGUCACCUUCGCCGAACGUUGAAUCCGUGAUCUAAAGAUAAAGAAGAGAGAGAGGAGGGGAAUUCGCAAGAAUUUGCGUAACCUCGACCAGUGCAACCUUCUCAUUGGAUAGAAAGCGCUCGAAAGUUCGCGAAAGUACGAGAGUGACUUUGCAGCGUGAGUGCAUAGUUUUCGUGGUAUGAACGUGAUCUCUGUGACCAUGUGACCUCUCUCUCUCUAUGAUUCACAAAUACAUAUCAUUGAAUAUAUAAUAUAUUCUAACAAGAGGAAAUAUAGAAGAGAAGAAGUACUUCUUAUUGAAAUUGCAGAAGAACAAGAAGAGAAAAUUUCAGAGAUUGCACAAAAUUGAUAUAAUCAACGUACAACGGAAUAUUAUGCAGGAAAGGAAUUUUUUUCUCCUAGAAAAAGGAGCGUUAAACGUACAGGAAGAGGGAGAAAACGCAUCGAGUAGAACGGAGCAAUAAGAAAGAAACGAUAGAAGGAACAAGUCGAAACAGUUAAAAAUACGUAAAAAAAGACUGUGCAUUGCAUACAUUGUGUAAGAGUGUGCAUAGCGUGACUGAUUUCACCCUGCACCCAGCAGCGAGCGGCACCGGGCACGGCAGAUUCCACGCGGCGAGCGUGUGCGUGACCACGUGACUAGCGAUUGCAGCUGAUUGAUCGCAGCCAUAUAAAAGCAUGUAUUCCUUGAAAAAACCGGGACUUUUCCAGCAUGAUAGUAUCCCACCCGCGUGUCAGGUGUGCGAGGAAUUCCUACAGGGUUACCAUGAACUCUUGCAACGGUACAUGGACAUCGGCGAGGACAUUGGCGUCCCCGAAGAGUUCACCAAGGGCGAGAUGGUAUCGGGGAUGUGGUGGCGGCAUUUAUUAUCGGGUGGUAUAGCGGGUGCAGUGUCGCGCACUUGCACCGCACCCCUUGACCGCAUCAAGGUUUACCUGCAGGUCCACGGCACACGACACUGCAAUAUCAUGAGUUGCUUCAGGUACAUGUUGCGCGAGGGUGGCAUUAGGAGCCUAUGGCGCGGCAAUGGCAUUAACGUGCUAAAAAUCGGCCCGGAGACAGCGCUCAAAUUCAUGGCGUACGAGCAGGUGAAACGGGCGAUCAAAUCGGACAACGAGGCAUGCGAGCUCGGGCUCUACGAGCGAUUCUGCGCUGGCUCCAUGGCCGGUGGCAUCAGCCAAUCGGCCAUCUACCCUCUCGAGGUACUGAAGACGAGACUCGCGUUACGGAAAACGGGCGAAUUCAACGGUAUGAUCGAUGCGGCGAAGAAGAUAUAUAGGCAGGGUGGCUUAAAGUCUUUCUACAGAGGCUACAUACCCAAUUUGAUAGGCAUACUUCCCUAUGCUGGCAUCGACCUAGCUGUCUAUGAGACAUUGAAAAAUAGUUAUUUACGUACACACGAUAAGAAAGAACAGCCGGCGUUUUGGAUUUUAUUGCUCUGCGGCACUGCGUCAAGUACGGCAGGUCAGGUAUGCUCGUAUCCACUGGCAUUGGUACGGACGCGAUUGCAAGCUGAGAUUGCGUCCGAUCGCUCGUCCAAUACUAUGACCGGCGUUUUUAAAGAUAUCGUUAGCCGCGAAGGAAUACGCGGUUUAUACCGUGGACUCACGCCCAACUUUCUCAAGGUCGCACCUGCCGUGUCCAUCAGCUAUGUGGUAUAUGAACAUUUCCGACAAGCACUGGGCGUUAACAUGACGUGAUGAACAUGCAUGCUAGGUGACUGAUUAAAUUCAAUUAACUUAUUCUCCUCCUCUCUUUCUCUCUCUUGUCUUUCUUUCUCUUUUCCUAUCCUACUAUAAAAUAAUCAUCGAUAUGGCGAAUGAUCGUUGAUAGCUGCGUUAAUGGCAACAUCGAUGAACGAAUGAUGAAGAGGAGACGUUUUCCUUCAAGGGUGAAUAAAAGGGUGAAUAAAAGAAAUGUCGAUCUUUAUAUUUAUUAUUAUUGCUAACUAGAAAAGCUGCUUCACGCAAGCAUUCUAUCUCGCAGUUGUUUUUAUUAUUUAUUAGGGUACUUUAACGUAUUUUUAAUAUUUUGAUAUAUUAAUAAAUUAUAUAAAAACACCUGCGAAUUAUAUAUAGAGAACGUUAUAAUUAUUAUAUUAGCGGACAAUAGUUGUGUAUAUUGUCAUAACAGAAUGAUGUUUGAUUUCGGAGAGUAAAUACAGUACAAAAUAUGAAAUAAAAAGUAUUAUGUAAUCGUUACAUUUUUUUAUAACCAAAUACAUGAGCAAGUUUUGAGUGACAGCGAUCAAAGAUAUGGAAGGGCCAGUUUUCGAUUAUUAUCUAGUAUACAAAAUUGUUUUAUCGAUACAAACAUUCAAAGUCAAUGCAAAAGAUAAAAUUAAAUAUAAUUAUUGAUAAAUUAUAUUAUUAAUUGUACAUUUUGGAGUUAUAAUUUUUAUUGAUACAUUACAAAGUAAAUUAUUUAAGAUAAUAGUACGUUUUUGUAAAUGUUUUCUUAUUUAUUCUUUAAAUUAGUAUAAUGUAAACAUUAGCAAAAAUUAUUAGACAUUUAUGUAACAUGCAAACAUAAUUUUUCAAAUUCAUACAAAUAAAUUCUUUUAUAUAAUAAUUAAUAUCCUUAAACUUAAAAAUUUUGUAAUUUUGUCGUUAGCAAGUUUAUCGUAUCCAGACUUGAGUGCCUCCAAAUAUAAAUUACAUAUGUUGUUAGAAAUUUGUAAAAACGAUAGACUAUCGGCUUAAUGAAAGAUGGUAUUUGCAAUUUUCGUGUCUGGCGAAUGGAGGAUCGUGUUAUAAACAAAUACUGUGAUAUGUAUAUGACUGUAAGCUGAAUUUCCAUAUGAGUUCUCAACUACUUUCUAAGUUAAUUACGAAAUUAUUACUUUGCAAACUGUAUGUAAAAUAAUGUAUAAUUUAUCUUGUAAUUUCGAGAUAUUGAUUGUUGCGUGUUGUAAAUCGCAGGGCGCUCCUAUUUCGUACCGAUCUUAUUUGUUAAUACUUUGUAUAAUAUGUGUAUCAGUUUUCAACGGCCGCUGCAAUUUACUAUUACGUUACGAUUCAUUCCCCUAGAUAUCUUUCGCAAAUUUCACGGGCUUGUGAGCUGUAUGUAAAUUAUGUAUUUAUAUGUAUUAUAAAUAUGUACAGUGCGUUAUGUCGAUAUGUUGUUUCUCAACGAAUAUUCGGAGCAUAGCGAUGAUAAUUCGCAUAUAAUAAACACUCGUUAUUCUGAAGAUAAAUACGAUAAACUGUAAGAAGAAAAUUUUCAUUCUAAUUCUAUUUUAAUUUGUAAAAAGAUCAAUCAUGUUUUAUCCGAUUUAAUCCAACAGAAAUUAUGCAAUAAAAUAAGCAUCACUCAAAAGAU
Messenger RNA from Ooceraea biroi (clonal raider ant), 4536 nucleotides. It is a transcript of the gene SCaMC, whose product is annotated as Short Calcium-binding Mitochondrial Carrier. The record is from RefSeq and is a predicted model, not a curated record. Gene Ontology annotation, cellular component: mitochondrial inner membrane. Gene Ontology annotation, biological process: transmembrane transport. Gene Ontology annotation, molecular function: calcium ion binding. Lineage: Eukaryota; Metazoa; Arthropoda; Insecta; Hymenoptera; Formicidae.